AUGCGUCGCUUCGCUUCACGAGGUGUUUGUGCCAAGGCCUCCAAGGCUGUUUCCCGUGGGAACGGCCUGAGCUCAGCAUCCUCCUUUGCUGUUCGCCAGUCUGCUCUACCAAAGCAGGCCGGAGCCCUGGCCUUCCAGUUCAGAACAUACAUCACCAGCCAUGAGAAGAUUCAAGAUGUCCAGAACACCCCUUACUUCCUGGACAACAAGUUUGUCCAGUCCUCCACAUCCAAGUUCAUUGAUCUGCAUGAUCCUGCCACAAAUAAUCUCGUCACCCGAGUCCCUCAGAUGACUAGUGAGGAGAUGAAGAAGGCCGUUGAGAGUGCUGAGAAGGCCUUCGAGUCAUGGAAGAAGACGAGCGUCCUGCACCGCCAGCAAAUUAUGUUCAAAUUUGUCCAGCUGAUCAAGGAGAACCAUGAUCGCCUAGCUGCAAGCAUCACCCUGGAGCAGGGAAAGACCUUCGCCGACGCCAAGGGCGAUGUUCUUCGUGGCCUUCAGGUUGCUGAGGCUGCAUGUGCUGCGCCUGAACUUCUCAAGGGUGACUUGCUUGAGGUCGCCAAGGACAUGGAGACUCGCUCUUACCGUGAGCCUUUAGGUGUUACUGCAGCUAUCUGCCCCUUCAACUUCCCCGCUAUGAUCCCUCUUUGGUGCAUCCCUAUUGCCACCGUUACUGGCAACACUCUGAUCCUCAAGCCCUCGGAGCGUGACCCUGGAGCUGCCAUCAUCCUUGCGGAGCUUGUUAAGAAGGCCGGUUUCCCUGAGGGUGUGGUCAAUAUUAUUCACGGCAGCCACGACGCUGUCAACUUCAUCAUCGAUGAGCCUGCCAUCAAGGCUAUCAGCUUCGUUGGUGGUAACAAGGCCGGCGAAUAUAUUUUCACGCGCGGAUCAGCCAACGGAAAGCGCGUUCAGGCUAACCUCGGUGCUAAGAAUCACGCUGCUGUUCUCCCAGACUGCAAUAAGAACCACUUCCUCAAUGCAGUUGCCGGAGCUGCUUUUGGAGCCGCCGGACAGCGAUGCAUGGCUCUCAGCACCCUCGUUUUCAUCGGUGAUGAGACCCACAAGUGGCUGCCUGAUCUCGUUGAGCGUGCCAAGGCCCUGAAGGUCGAUGCUGGUUUCGAGGACGGCGCCGACCUGGGCCCCGUCAUCUCCCCAGAGAGCAAGGCUCGCAUUGAGAGCUUGAUUGCCUCUGCCGAGAAGGAGGGUGCCAAGAUCGUUCUCGAUGGACGUGGCUACAAGCCGGCCAAGUACCCCAAUGGCAACUGGGUUGGACCUACCAUCAUCACCGAUGUGACCACCGACAUGACCUGCUAUAAAGAGGAGAUCUUUGGACCCGUUCUUGUUUGCCUCAAGGUUGAUACUCUCAACGAGGCUGUUGAGUUGAUCAACAAGAACGAGUAUGGUAACGGAGUUGCGAUCUUCACUGAAAAUGGAUCAUCUGCCGAGUACUUCCGAAAGAACAUUGAGGCUGGACAAAUGGGUGUGAAUGUUCCUAUCCCGGUCCCUCUGCCCAUGUUCAGCUUCACUGGCAAUAAGAAGUCUAUUGCAGGAGGUGGUGUCAGCACAUUUUACGGCAAGCCCGGUAUCAACUUCUAUACCCAGACCAAGACAGUCACCUCAUUGUGGAAGGCUGAGGAUGACCAGGCCGCAAAGGCCAGCGUUGUCAUGCCUACCCAGAAAUAG
This is a messenger RNA of Clonostachys rhizophaga, 1680 nucleotides long. The record is from the annotation of a GenBank genome assembly. NCBI's taxonomy places the organism in Eukaryota, Fungi, Ascomycota, Sordariomycetes, Hypocreales, Bionectriaceae.